Paecilomyces variotii is the source of this 1591-nucleotide messenger RNA. RefSeq names its product FAD dependent oxidoreductase. Gene Ontology annotation, molecular function: sarcosine oxidase activity; saccharopine oxidase activity; flavin adenine dinucleotide binding. Lineage: Eukaryota; Fungi; Ascomycota; Eurotiomycetes; Eurotiales; Thermoascaceae. The coding region runs from base 259 to 1575 and encodes 438 amino acids. The record is from RefSeq and is a predicted model, not a curated record. The transcript is spliced from 3 exons.
CCACUUCAUUUAUUUGCCUUGUUUGGCGAAGGGAUUUACCCGCGGGUUACCUAUAACUAUGCUUAACUAUUAUUACUAUCUUUGACCUUUCGGGCGUUUCCCGCGGAGAGGCUUCCCCACGGGGACAUCUACAACAACUGAUAUAUAGUCUUGAUUCUCGAUUGACAGAUAAACCGUCAGUUCGCUCGAGGGAAUAACUGGAAGUAGAAUAUCAUUGACAUUGAACAGCCGCCGAGAAUCAUUUGCUCCGUUUUCAAGAUGGCCUCAGGCAAUCCCUCAUACCUCAUUAUCGGCGCUGGUGUCUUUGGUGUGUCAACGGCCUAUCAUCUCAUCCAGAAAUACCCCAAUGCAUCGGUGACUCUGGUUGAUCGGGAUGCAUACGAUGCCGAGUCUCGUGUGGCUGCCUCAUGGGAUUGGAACAAGGUUGUUCGCGCCGACUACGACGACAAGAUCUACUGCAGACUGGCCCUGGAGGCUCAGGACAUUUUCAAGGCGGAUCCUCUGUGGCAGCCUUAUUUCCACCAGACUGGCGUCUACUGGAACUGCCGUAGCGACUACGCGCAAAAUGUGAUCACCCAUCACAAGGAGCUCGGCCGCAAUGACGAUAUCAUUGCCCUACCUGUCGCUGAGGCCCGGAAGCUUUACAAUGGGAUCUUUGACAAUGCUGACUACACCGGCGUCAAGGAGGUUCUCAUAAACAGGGCCAGUGGGUGGGCUGCUGCUGGAGAUGCUCUUCGAGCAGUCACGAAAAAGUGCCUGGAAUUGGGCGUCAAGUAUGUGACGGCUGAGGUCGCCACUUUGGAAUUCGACGGUCGUAAUUCGUGCACCGGUGUCAAGACGAAAUCCGGAGAGAUCUUAUCGGCCACGCAUGUUAUCGUCGCUGCUGGUGCUUUCACGCCCACAUUGCUGGAAUGGAGUGCUGCAACGAGUGGCAACACUGGCCUCCGAGCCGGAGAGCGAAUUCUGGCUGCUGGUAUCGCGACAGGAAUGGCACAGCUCGAUGAUGAGCUGUACAAGAAGUUCAAAGACAUGCCUGUUGGCUUCCAGGGUUACACACCCGAGGAAGGCAAGCCCUUUAUUGGUACCCUUCCCCCUACCAAGGAUAGAGAGCUCAAGUGGUGGGGAUCCAAGAUCUUCACAAACACUCAAGAGGUAUUGCCUGGUCGUUAUAUCUCCUCACCACCACCCACACACGACUACAACCAGUGGAAGGUCCCUGGGCCUCUCAAGCAGGACAUUGUCGAGGCCAGGAAUCUGUGGUAUGGGCCCGAGAGUGCGACUUGGAAGAUGACGAAACAUCGAAUUUGCUGGGACGCCUUCACCACUACCUCUGACUUUAUCAUUUCUCCUCACUCUGCCUCCAAGGGUCUCUACGUCGCAACUUGCGGUUCGUUCCACGGUUUCAAGUUCUUCCCUGUACUUGGUAAGUACGUCACACAGAUGCUUGAAGGCGAGCUUGCGCCCGAAUUGGCAGAGAAGUGGGCUUGGGAUCGACAGCGACCGGAUUCGUCCCAAAACGUGGAGUAUCCGAACUCGGAGAUGAAGCAUCUCUUGGAGCGUGCAGCGAAGCUAUAGUGGAAACUACAAGUAU